UCCUUAUUUGGUUAUUUAUUACUGCGACCAGUCGACAAUUUUUGAACAACUAUUUAUGUUUUUUAAAUUUGAUGAACACGAUUCUUAAAAUAUUUUUCCUUUAUUUAUGAUUUACAAUCGCUAUCUGAAUAUCUCGUGGUUCAGUUGGUCUUCUUCUGUGAUUGCAAGUCUGGUGGCCUACUUCUGAGUCCUCAGAUUUUAAAGUCAGUUAUUGCAACACCAUCUGGAAGUUUGUUUCUCAGGCAUUCUCAAAUAGGUUGGCCGAUUCGGCCGUUAACUUGAACGAUACCCCAGAUAUGGCUGAAAGUAGAGGAUCAACUAGCAACAAUUCCGUUCGUCUCCCAAAUCAAGUGCAGGUCAGUUUUCUUGUGGGGUCAGAUAGUGCUGAGGAGAGCGGAAAUCCUGGUCCGGUGUCUGCUUCUACCAAAGAAGAGGAGGAAAGUGGGGGCAACGGUGGUGGCGAUUUGUGUGAGGAUGUCAUCUCACUUGGAAGCCAAGACACUAUAUCGGAUGAUUCGUCUACUAGCGGACAGGACAACAAAAGCAUUAAGCAGCAAAAGUCGUUAAUGAGAGCUACUAUGUCGCAGAUUCAUUUGCGUGUGAAACAUCGUGGGAUGGAGGCCAACAAAGACCUCAAUGUGGCUACACCAGAAGAAUUCGUUAGACAGUUUGGCGGCAAUCGUGUAAUCAAUCGAGUAUUGAUUGCCAAUAAUGGCAUUGCAGCUGUCAAAUGCAUGCGCUCCAUACGUCGGUGGGCUUAUGAAAUGUUUCGUAACGAACGAGCUAUCCGAUUCGUCGUUAUGGUUACCCCUGAAGACCUGAAAGCCAAUGCUGAGUAUAUCAAAAUGGCUGACCAUUACGUGCCCGUGCCUGGUGGUACAAACAACAAUAACUAUGCAAACGUCGAACUUAUUUUGGACAUUGCCAAGCGUAUGCAGGUACAAGCAGUCUGGGCUGGAUGGGGUCACGCUUCUGAAAAUCCAAAAUUACCGGAGCUAUUAAUUAAAAAUAGCAUAGUAUUCAUUGGACCUCCUGAAAAGGCCAUGUGGGCACUAGGUGACAAAAUAGCUUCGAGUAUUGUGGCACAAACGGCCGAUAUCCCAACUCUUUCGUGGUCAGGAUCUGGUCUGAAAGCUGAAUUUCGUGAUAAGCGAAUAAAGAUUUCUACAGAGUUGUACCGGAAGGGAUGUGUUGAAUCAGCUGAGGAAGGUCUAGAGGCUGCCCAGAGGAUCGGAUUUCCGGUCAUGAUCAAAGCCAGUGAGGGUGGCGGUGGUAAAGGCAUCCGGAAAUCUGAAUCUGCUGAUGAUUUUGCUAACCUCUUCCGUCAGGUCCAAGCGGAAGUUCAGGGGUCUCCUAUUUUUAUCAUGAAAACGGCCGGUUGCGCGCAUCACUUGGAGGUUCAGAUUUUGGCCGACCAGUACGGAAAUGCUAUUUCGCUCUUUGGCCGAGAUUGCUCAAUUCAAAGACGUCAUCAAAAAAUUAUUGAAGAAGCUCCUUGUGCCAUUGCUCCACCUCAUAUUUUUGAACAAAUGGAAAAGGCUGCUGUCCGCCUUGCGAAAAUGGUCGGCUACGUCAGCGCGGGAACCGUCGAAUAUCUUUAUGAAGCGGAUGGAAGCUUCUACUUUUUGGAAUUGAAUCCUCGAUUGCAGGUGGAGCAUCCGUGCACUGAGAUGGUGUCUGACGUAAAUCUCCCAGCUGCCCAGCUACAAAUUGCAAUGGGAAUUCCCUUGUAUAGAAUUAAAUCGAUUCGAACUUUAUACCGCCUUAAUCCUUGGGACAACAUACCGAUUGAUUUUGAAAAUCCUCCUAAUCCCCCCACUCCAUGGGGUCACGUCAUCGCUGCUCGUAUUACGAGCGAGAAUCCCGAGGAAGGAUUCAAACCCAGCUCUGGUACAGUGCAGGAACUCAAUUUCCGUUCCUCCAAAAAUGUUUGGGGUUACUUUAGUGUUGCAGCCUCUGGUGGAUUGCAUGAAUUCGCUGAUUCGCAAUUCGGGCAUUGCUUUUCUUGGGGUGAAGAUCGGGAAGAAGCUCGCGAAAACAUGGUCAUUGCACUUAAAGAGCUGUCUAUUCGAGGAGACUUCCGCACAACGGUGGAGUACUUGAUCACGCUACUGGAAACGGAAGAUUUUCAGCGGAAUAAUAUCAGUACGACAUGGUUAGACGCCAUGAUUGCUCAACGGUUCAAAUCGGAGAAACCUGAUCAUCUUCUGGCCGUCAUCUGUGGUGCGCUACACGUAGCCGAUCAGACCAUCCUUAAUUCUUUCCAGCACUUCCAAGCGUCGUUAGAAAGAGGUCAAGUUCUGCCGGCCUACACACUAACCAACUGCGUCGAAGUGGAGCUAAUCUACGAAGGCACCAAAUACAAAAUACAGACGACAAAAUCGGGACCCAAUAGUUAUUUCCUCGCGCUUAACGGAUCGUACAAAGAACUGGAGAUGCACAGGCUUGCCGAUGGUUCGCUUCUCCUUUCUGUUGAUGGUGCUAGCUACACCACCUACAUGAAAGAAGAGGUCGACCGUUAUCGGGUCGUCAUUGGGAACCAGACCUGCAUUUUUGAGAAAGAAAACGACCCCACAAUCCUUCGCACACCUACAGCAGGCAAACUACUUGGCUUUAUGGUUGAGGAAGGUGGUCACGUUCAGGCCGGCCAAGCAUAUGCUGAAAUUGAAGUGAUGAAGAUGGUGAUGACUGUCACCGUAACGGAGUCAGGUUGUCUGUAUUAUAACAAACGGCCGGGUGCAAUUUUAGAUCCGGGAGCCAUCAUCGCCCAUCUUGAUUUGGAUGACGCUUCCCGUAUCCAGCGCGUUCAAAUGUUUACUGGACGCUUUCAAGACAACGAGCCUGGCUCCACUCUUCCAGUAUGGGGCGAUAAACUGAACCAAAUCUACCAAAGCUGUCGAUCUGUUAUGGAUAAUACCUUUGCUGGUUACUGCCUACCCGAACCUUUUUUCCAGCCAAAGAUCAAGGAAACAAUCGAGAAGAUGAUGACCGUACUCAAGGAUCCCAGUUUACCGCUGUUAGAACUGCAGGAUGUCAUUUCUUCCAUCUCUGGCCGAAUUCCCGCUUCGGUUGAAAAGAAAAUACGAAAGCUCAUGGCUCUUUACGCUAGUAAUAUUACUUCCGUCCUGGCUCAGUUUCCUAGUCAGCAGGUGGCAAGCGUUAUCGACACGCACGCCGCCACGCUUCAGAAACGAGCCGAUCGUGAUGUCUUUUUCCUUACUACCCAAGGGAUCGUCCAACUUGUCCAACGCUAUCGCAACGGCAUUCGGGGUCGGAUGAAGGCAGUAGUGCACGAUUUGUUGAAACAGUACUUGGCGGUAGAAAGUCAAUUUCAAAACGGACAUUACGAUAAAAGCGUGUCAAUGUUGCGCGAGAAAAAUAAGGAAACUAUGGCAUCUGUUGUGGCUACUAUCUUUUCUCAUUCGCAGACGACAAAGAAAAAUUUGCUGGUCACGCAGCUCAUUGACCAUCUUUGGAGCCACGAACCUGGUCUUACCGAUGAAUUGGCUACCAUUCUCAAAGAACUAACUAUGCUUAAUCGCUCGGAAAAUGCUAAGGUGGCUCUUAGGGCGAGACAGGUGCUGAUUGCUUCUCAUCAACCUGCUUACGAGCUUCGACACAAUCAAAUGGAGUCUAUUUUCUUGUCGGCCAUAGAUAUUUAUGGUCACGACUUUCACCCAGAGAAUCUCCAGAAACUCAUCAUGUCUGAGACGUCCAUUUUUGACGUACUGCACGAUUUCUUUUCGCAUCCCAACCGGGCUGUCAGGAUGGCUGCAUUGGAAGUCUAUGUUCGCCGUUCUUACACGUCAUACGAAUUAACAUGCCUUCAACAUAAGGAUCUAUCGGAAAAUCUCUGUGUCGUUCAUUUUGAAUUUUUACUUCCUUCGUCACAUCCUAAUCGCAUCCCUCACAACAAGGCUGCCAAUAUGAAUUUGGCCAUGUCUCACAUCCCUAGUUUUGACGAAGUAUCCAACCUAGUUGACCUACCCACCGACCUGGAAAACUGCAACCGAACUGGUUGCAUGGCUGCUUUCUCUCGUCUGGAGGACUUUGAAAAUCAUUUUGAUGAAAUGAUGGAGGUGUUCGAAGACUCACGACCCUCUACCCCCGAGAGCAUAGAUAACGGCGGCUCGGAUUCGGAUGCCGAAAAUUGUGGGGUCAAUAUGCUUUCACAGUCAGUGACAAUCUCUCAUUCGUACUCGAAUCGCUCUUAUAUGAGCAAUCUCAACAAACAACUGGUUACCGAGGCAAUUCACAUCAUUAACGUAGCCAUUCGCUACACGGAAGAAGUGGAAGACACAGUUCUCAGCGAGAAGUUUACGGCGAUUUGUGUUCAAAAGCGGCCACAGUUGAUUGAACGCGGUAUCCGUCGAAUUACCUUUGUCGUUCUCUUCCGUCGGCAACAUCCAAAGUUCUUUACCUUCCGCUCUCGAGACAAUUUCAAUGAGGAUCGAAUUUACAGACAUCUUGAGCCUGCGCUUGCCUUUCAGCUUGAAAUCAAUCGAUUACGCACCUACGAACUGGAGGCUUUGCCAACCUCCAACCAAAAAAUGCAUCUUUAUUUAGGCAAGGCCAAAGUGGCCAAAGGACAGGAGGUAACUGAUUAUCGCUUCUUUAUCAGAUCUAUCAUUCGCCAUUCUGAUCUGAUUACAAAAGAAGCGUCUUUUGAAUAUUUGCAAAACGAAGGUGAGCGAUUGCUGCUGGAAGCCAUGGAUGAAUUGGAAGUGGCCUUCUCCCAUCCGUACAGCCGACGAACAGAUUGCAAUCAUAUAUUCCUUAAUUUUGUUCCAACGGUCAUUAUGGACCCUUCGAAGAUUGAAGAGAGUGUUAGAGCCAUGGUAAUGCGUUACGGCCCGCGUUUGUGGAAACUUCGCGUUCUCCAGGCUGAGCUCAAGAUGAUCAUCCGGCAGACGCAUAAUGGCAAAACCGUGCCUAUCCGGUUGUGCCUCAACAAUGAAAGUGGAUAUUACCUUGACAUCUGCAUGUAUAGGGAAACCACUGAUCCACGAACAGGAGUCGUCAAAUUUGAAGCUUAUGGACCUCGCCACGGUCCUCUUCACGGCCUUCCUAUCUCAACCCCUUACAUGACCAAAGAUUACUUGCAGCUUAAACGAUUCCAGGCGCAAUCCAACGGCACAACGUAUGUAUACGAUUAUCCGGAUAUGUUUCGACAGACAUGCAAACGUAUGUGGAAUGAACACAUCGCCCGCUACCCGAAAGAGAACAUUCUCCUUCCCGAAUUAUUAGUUUCCUCUGUCGAGUUGGUACUGGACGUCGAAGGAAAUUUAGUCGAACAAAAAAGACUUCCGGGUGAGAAUAAUAUCGGUAUGGUAGCCUGGAGAGUCAAACUCAUCACACCAGAGUACCCAACUGGCCGUGAAAUCAUUGUCAUUUGCAAUGAUAUCACCUUCAUGAUCGGCUCGUUUGGUCCACAAGAAGAUAAGCUUUUUUUGGCCGCAUCGCAGUUGGCCCGGGCACUCAAAAUACCCCGUGUCUAUAUCGCUGCCAAUAGCGGAGCGAGGAUUGGUCUGGCAGAAGAGAUCAAGCACCUCUUCCGUGUGGCGUGGGUUGACAAUAGUGAUCCGGAAAAGGGUUUUAAGUACAUUUAUCUGACUCCUGACGAUUUCAAGAAAGUAGCAGCUGUGAAUUCAGUUCGUGCUGAAUUGAUUGACGAGCAUGGUGAGGCACGGUACAGAAUUACAGACAUUAUUGGCAAGGAAGAUGGUCUAGGCGUUGAGAAUCUCCGUCAUUCUGGAAUGAUUGCUGGAGAGUCUUCACAGGCCUACAACGAUAUUGUGACAAUUUCCUUGGUGUCAUGUCGAGCCAUUGGCAUUGGCGCCUAUCUGGUCCGACUAGGACAACGUGUCAUCCAGAUUGAAAAUUCGCACAUCAUUUUAACGGGAUACAGUGCUCUUAACAGACUAUUGGGACGAGAGGUCUAUACAUCGAAUUCUCAACUUGGUGGCAUCCAAAUUAUGUACAAUAACGGCGUUUCUCAUCGUACGGACGCCCACGACUUGGAAGGUAUCCAAAGUAUUUUGCGUUGGCUGUCGUACAUGCCCAAAUGCAAGGGUUCACCUCUACCUAUCAAUCCGAUUUACGAUUCCAUUGAACGUGAAAUUAAGUACGUGCCAACCAAAGCACCUUACGAUCCUCGAUGGCUCCUAUCUGGCAGGCAAAACCCACUUCAUCCGGAUGAAUGGGAAUCUGGGUUCUUUGACCGAGGAUCAUUUGAUGAGAUUAUGGCUGCUUGGGCACAAACUGUCGUUUGUGGCAGGGCGAGACUAGGUGGUAUCCCUGUAGGAGUUAUUGCCGUCGAGACGCGCACGGUGGAACUCAACCUACCUGCUGAUCCUGCCAAUCUCGACUCUGAAGCCAAAGUAGUUUCACAAGCUGGACAGGUCUGGUUCCCUGAUUCCGCUUAUAAGACGGCUCAAGCUAUUUUAGAUUUUAGCCGCGAAGAAUUGCCUUUGAUCAUUUUUGCCAAUUGGCGUGGUUUUUCGGGAGGAAUGAAGGACAUGUACGAGCAGGUGGUUAAAUUCGGCGCAUAUAUUGUGGAUGGAUUGCGUGAAUACAAACAGCCCAUAAUGGUCUAUAUCCCACCAUUUGCCGAGCUUCGUGGUGGAGCCUGGGUCGUUAUUGACCCAACUAUUAACGAAUCGUACAUGGAAAUGUAUGCGGAUCCAGAAUCGCGCGGGGGCGUGCUGGAACCGGAGGGCGUAGUCGAGGUCAAGUUCAAACUCAAGGAUUUGCUCAAGACUAUGGCACGCAUUGAUCCGGUCAUACAAGGACUGCGCGAGAAACUGUCCAAGCCGGAAUUGAACCCAGCAGAGAAAAGAAGCCUGGAGCAGCAACUAAACCAACGUGAAGAUUUACUAGCCCCAAUGUAUCGCCAGGUUUCGACGUAUUUCGCCGACUUGCACGACACACCAGAACGUAUGCAUGAGAAAGGCGUUAUUCAGGAUAUCGUCCCGUGGAAAAAAUCGCGUACGUUCUUCUACUGGCGUUUGCGACGCCGCCUCCUGGAAAAAGAAACCGUGUGUCAAAUUAUUGAAGUUCAGCGGCAACUUACUCAUCCGCAAGCCGAAGCCAUGCUUCGUCGUUGGUUUGUGGAAGACAAAGGAGCAACCGAUGGCUACCUAUGGGAAGACAAUCGAGUCGCUGUUGAUUGGCUAGAGAGCCAACUCAAGGGUGAUUGUCGCAAGCCUGUUCUAUUGGAGAACAUUCGCUGUUUGAAGCGCGAAUCUGCCCUUGGUCAGGUCCGUGCUUUAAUACAAGAGACCCCUGAAAUCGGACUGGACUCAAUUGUGCACAUUGUACAAAAUUUGAGUCCCGCUCAACGAGCUGAAGUGGCCAAAGCCAUAGGUCGUCUAGAAGGAAGCCCGGCGCCUGCCCCCGCUACGGCAGGUCAGGUAGUGGCUCCUGCCGGAAGCGCCAUUACGAGCUGUAGUGCUUCCGUAGAAAGCAGCCCUAGUACUGCCCCAUGAUCGUAAACAACUGCCGGUUAGAUCCGGUGGCAUUUUUUUUUAGCUCAAACAUCAUUAUCAGUCUAUAGCUGUUUGUUAUUUCUGGUUCUAUCAGGUGGAAUUCGGCAAAAAAAGCAUUCCUAAGGUCUUCGUUAUCAUAUGCUCGUCACGUAUUUCGUCGCAUCCAGCACAGCUGGUGCAGCAUAGCCUCAAAUAUUGUAGGUUUAUAGUAAAGUUUGAAUGUGUAAAAUUCAUGUUUUGAUCAAUGCAUAAAUUUAUACCCUCUCCAUGCUACUUUUGAUUUCUCUGUAUGUUUUUUCUCGUCACCAAAGAGGAAAUAUAGAGUAUCUUGAAGAGUG
This is a messenger RNA of Daphnia magna, 7825 nucleotides long. RefSeq names its product acetyl-CoA carboxylase (gene ACC). NCBI's taxonomy places the organism in Eukaryota, Metazoa, Arthropoda, Branchiopoda, Diplostraca, Daphniidae. Gene Ontology annotation, biological process: fatty acid biosynthetic process. The record is from RefSeq and is a predicted model, not a curated record. Gene Ontology annotation, molecular function: ATP binding; metal ion binding; acetyl-CoA carboxylase activity. Bases 297 to 7487 code for a protein of 2396 amino acids. The transcript has 28 exons.